AUGGAAGAAAUCUUCGCACUCGCACCUGAGCCCGCCACUCCUCUGGGCCGCUACCGAGUCCUCUCCCCCAUCGCAGGAAUCCGAGUAUCUCCUCUCCAACUUGGCGGCAUGUCAAUUGGAGACAAUUGGUCAAAUUUCUUGGGCAGCAUGAACAAAGAGCAAUCAUUCGCUCUUCUCGACGCCUUCGCCGCUGCAGGCGGUAACUUCAUCGACACAGCAAACAACUACCAAAACGAACAAUCCGAAGCCUGGAUUGGAGAAUGGAUGGCAGCACGCGGAAAUCGAGACCAAAUGGUCAUCGCAACCAAAUUCACCACAGAUUACCGCACUCACGCCCUAGGAAAGGGUAACACACCUAAUACCUGUGGCAAUCACAAGCGAAGCAUGUUUAAUAGUGUCCGUGAUUCGCUCCGCAAACUUCAGACUGAUUUCAUCGAUAUCCUUUACCUACAUUGGUGGGACCACACAACUUCUAUCGAAGAAAUUAUGGACUCGCUACACAUCCUGGUUGAGCAGGGCAAAGUGCUAUAUCUCGGUAUUUCCGAUACGCCAGCUUGGGUCGCUUCGGCGGCAAACACCUACGCGCGUGCACAUGGGAAGACCCCCUUUUGUAUCUACCAAGGACGGUGGAAUGUGAUGCUUCGAGACUUUGAGCGAGACAUUCUUCCCAUGGCACGCCAUUUUGGUAUGGCGCUUGCGCCUUGGGAAGUACUAGGUGGUGGUCACUUUCAAAGCGAGAAGCAGAUAGCUGAACGAGAGAAGAAUGGUGAGAAACUACGACGUGUUCACAGUGACGGACAAACAGAGGAGGAGAAGCAGAUUUCCCAGGCUCUUUCGACCGUCGCAGCAGAGCAUGGGAUUGAAUCUGUGGCUGCUAUUGCUUUGGCUUAUAUUCUCUGCAAGGCGCCGAACGUGUUUCCGCUUAUUGGCGGGCGCAAGAUUGAGCAUUUGCAGGACAAUAUCCAGGCUUUGAAGAUUAGGUUGACUAAGAAGCAAAUCGAAUUUUUGGAGAAGGCGAAGGAGUUUGACGUCGGAUUUCCAAACAAUUUGAUUGGGGCUGACCCGAAGACGACUGGUGAAGUGGAUGGUUCCCAUGUGGGAAGGUUUGCGAGGGUUGACUAUGUGUUGGCUCCGAGGGCGAUUGGAUAUGAGCUGGGGAACUAG
Molecule: messenger RNA, 1164 nt
Organism: Penicillium manginii
Lineage: Eukaryota; Fungi; Ascomycota; Eurotiomycetes; Eurotiales; Aspergillaceae
Product: Aryl-alcohol dehydrogenase (AAD)
Exons: 1
Coding region: 1-1164 (387 amino acids)
Source: RefSeq, a predicted model, not a curated record